AUGAAUUUUUCCAUCAUUAUUUAUGGUUCAAAUUUGGUACUUUUAUUUUUUGGAAUUAUUUUUCAUAUAAUAUUUUUAAUACUCAUUUGUAUUAAAAUUCGUCCAUUGGCAUCAAAUGUUUUAUCGAUUCUAAUAAGUAAUAGUUAUUUGGCAUUGAUUUUAUCAUCGAUUGCUUUAUUCGAAGCAUCUUUAACUUCUUUUUUGGGUAAUCUAAAUUCUUGGAUGUUAUUUGGAACUUCUUUAUGUAAAAUUCGAGCUUAUCUAAUAAUCGUUGGUGAAUCCAGUAUGUCAUAUUCAUUACUUCUUCAAGCCUUUUUUCGAUUGUUUCGAAUUGUUUUCUAUCAAAGAAGAGCACUUCGAUCAUUUCGAGUAUUUUCUAUUGCUAUUAUUCUUCAAUGGCUCUUUGUUUUUCUUAUUAAUCUUCUGUAUAUUUUUCUAAAUGAGUUUCAAUAUAUACCUAGUGAAUAUCGAUGCGAAAUACCUGUUAAUAAUGUUAGUGGAGUAGCAAUGAGGGUAAUGUUAACAUAUAUCUUACCUGUAAAUACAAUAUUUUUAAUUUAUUUCUAUAUUAUACGAUAUGUUCGUCGAACAACAAAUGCAGUACAAACUCGACAAAAUAUAAAUAAACGAGAUAUGAUGGUUUUCAAACGAAUUAUUAUUUUAUUCAUUGUUCUACAAAUAUUAUCUACACCUUUAUUUGUAGUUUGGAUACUCUAUUUUAUUACAGGUUAUAUAUCAUCAUGGAAUUAUUAUUUCCUAGCAUUUGUUUCAUCAUUUGGUCAAUUAGUUAUGUCAUUCGUUCUUGCUUCAACAACAUCACAAAUCCGAGCAAAAUUCAAAUGGAAAUUAUGCCAAGUGCAUCCAAAUAUUGAAAUGAGAAUUCGAGAUCGCAAUACACAAGAAUCUGAUCAUCAUGAUCUCAAGGAAAAAUUUUAA
Messenger RNA from Rotaria sordida, 936 nucleotides. The record is from the annotation of a GenBank genome assembly. NCBI's taxonomy places the organism in Eukaryota, Metazoa, Rotifera, Eurotatoria, Philodinida, Philodinidae.